AUGUUGAGAUUUCGCCAAAUUAGAUUAUCUCCUAUUUAUAAAAGUCGAUUAAUCAAUUUCCGUAGAUUCAACUCAACAAACUCGAAAAAGCCCAAGGCAGAAGAAGAAGACAACAACAACAACAACGAUAAAUCUUUGCAACAACAUAAUGUACCAGCUAGGCAAGAUGAUAAAACUGAUGUUGGAUCAUUUAAGAUAAAACCAGCAACAUCAAGAUCAGCACCUGCUCCCAUGGAAAAUACUGGUAUUGAACAAUUAAUGCAUAAAGACAAUAAACCAUAUAUUCCCAAAUUGCAACAUAAAAGAGUAUCAUUUGAGUAUCCCAAUUUACCAAAUCAAGAUGAAUAUACCAAUUUAGUUGAAAAACCAAAAUCAAUAACUCGAUGGACAAGAUAUAUACCCAAAAUAUUGACAGUGAUUGUAUUAGUAUGGUCAGGUUAUACAUAUCAUGUAUGGAUGACAGAUACUGAAGAAGGUGAAGAUAGUUCUGAUUUAUUAAAUCCUAAUGAAUUCCAUAAAUUUAUUGUUACUCAUAAAGAAAAGAUUGAUGAUGAUCAUUAUAUAAUUGAAUUGACUCCCAAGUUUUCUUAUUGGGAAUAUAGUCAUGGAACUGAUCCAGAAGGGAAAAGUUUAUGGAAUGGGGAUAAAUUUUGGUCAGUAGAAAUUAAACAACCCGAUAUUAAUGUCGUUAGAUCUUAUACUCCAUUACCGCUAUAUUAUUUGAAAUCGGAAUAUACUCGAUCGGGUGAACGAGAACCAUUAUUGAAAGUCAUUAAUCCUGAAAUAGAUGAAUAUGAUAAACAUGGAACAAUGUGUCUUUAUAUCAAGAGAUAUAAUGAUGGUGAAGUUUCAAGAUAUAUUACUGAUCGUAACAUUGGUGAUGAAUUAGAAUUAAGAGGUCCUAAUAUUGAAUUCAAAUUUCCUUAUCAUCCUUUACAUAAAUUACAUAAACGUCCAAUUUUCAAAGAUUUACCAUCAAAAGUCGAAGCUGAUAAUAUGAUAGAAACAGUUAAACGAGUAAAUAAUUUACCUGAUGUUGAUAAUAUUGUAUUUUAUGCAGCUGGGACCGGUAUUGCCCCAAUAUUACAAGUAUUAUUUUCGAAAAAACCAUAUUUGGGCCAUGUUGAUAUUCAUUAUUCUGCUAGACAUCCAGGUGAAUUGGGUAUUUUACAAAGAUUUUUGUUUUUCUUGGAUAAAUUGGAUCGAAUCAAUAUUACUUAUCAUUAUGAUGAUGAUGAUGAUGAUGAUGAACCGAAAACCAUUUUAAAUGCUAAAGAUAUUAAUCCACCGGGUAUACCAAAUUAUAUUACUCCCAAAACUUUGGAAGAAAAAUCUAAAUUUUUAACUGGAGAUGAAAUUGAACAAUUAAGAUUACAAAAGGAACAACAAGAUCAACAAAAUGAGAAAUCUUUGGUUGGUUCUGAUAUGAUGACAAAAUUGGUUCAAAAACCAGAAGAUAGAGGUGAAGUUUUUGAAAGUGGAUUACAUCAAGCAAGUAAAACUAUUCAAAUUCCUAAAAAACCCGCCAGUUUAGCUAUUGUAUGUGGACCUGAUGGUUUCAUUGAUUAUGUCGCUGGUGCAAAAGAUUUGGUUAGAAAUAAACAAGGUCCAGUCAAUGGAUUAUUAGGAGACAAAAAAUGGGAUAACUCCAAUGUAUAUAAACUAUAG
Candida albicans SC5314 is the source of this 1668-nucleotide messenger RNA. Its product is annotated as oxidoreductase. NCBI's taxonomy places the organism in Eukaryota, Fungi, Ascomycota, Pichiomycetes, Serinales, Debaryomycetaceae. Gene Ontology annotation, molecular function: oxidoreductase activity. The coding region runs from base 1 to 1668 and encodes 555 amino acids. The transcript has a single exon. The record is from RefSeq and is a predicted model, not a curated record.